AUGCCUGCCUCAGCUAGUCGAGCCAAGUCAAAGAAGUGUCAGAAAGCAUACUUGAGGCAGUUGGAAGAGCAAAUAGCAAGUACUGGAAGUUCUAUACGUCGAUCUGAAGCCGCAGCUAGCCCUUCGGGUGGGGCUAGAAAUGGGGUUGACCUGUCGACUCCGAAUCAGACUUUGUUAUUAGAGGAUCAUCCAUGGGCCAAUAUCAGCUAUGGUAUCAACCCGAGCCUCUCCUCGACGGAGGCUUUGCCUCAACAAAGGAAUGUCGAAAGUGACCCCGACAUGGAACAAGAUGACAAUCGUUCACGGUUUUCUCGUAAUCCUCUUGUGGAUAAAAAUCCACAAUUCGCUCAAACCCCAGAUGGCCGGUUCUGGUAUAUGGGCCCCACUUCUUCAUGGUCGUUCUGCCGCCGUGUCCUAGCCCUUAUUGGGAGGCGAGUUCCAGAAUCAAAUUGUCCUCCUGAUCCAUGGCAUCUAGAUGGGAUGGCAUUCAAGCUUCAAUGGCGCCCUGCAGCUGAUGAUGAGGUUCCCGAUGUAUCAAACCUACCUCCAUUGGAUUACGCGCUGUUCCUUUUCAAUACCGUCAAAUUCUAUUUUGGAUUCCUUUCGUUUAUAAUCGAUGAAAAAUCUUAUCUUCGAGAUUUGCACGAAUUUUAUAAGAAUCCAACUGCGAAGGCUGUGGAGUCAAGGUACUGGUAUGCGCAAUAUCUUCUUGUUCUUGCGUUUGGGAAAGCUUUUCUCACACCCAAGAGUGCGUCUGGGCCACCCCCUGGACAUCAAUAUGCCGCAAGGGCCAUGGCACUUCUUCCAGAUUUAUCUGUAUAUCUUCAGUCCAUCGACAUGCGGCGGGCGGCAUUUCAACACAUCGGUCAUGCGCUACGUGGAUGUAUUAUCGAAGGAAUACAUAGACAUGUUCCGGAAGAGUUUGGUGGGCCUGAGCUUUCUAGAAGAUGCAGAACCAUCUUUUGGGUGGUGUAUAUGCUCGACCGGGAGUUCGCAGCACUGAUAGGAGCACCGAGCUCCAUUCGAGACGAGGAUAUCACCGUUCUCCUCCCUGCAGAGGUCGAAAGCUCAUUGGAGGAUAUCAAUCUAACGUUGCACGUGCGACUUUCGAGAUUGAUAGCCCAAAUUUUGACAACUGUAUACAAUCCCGGCGAUGAGCUGAAUGGAUCCCUUAUUCGAAAUACACAAUCGAUCCUCCACAGCAUGGCAGAGCUUUCACACGACCUAACUGCAUUCUUGAAUACAUAUUUUCAUGGUCUCAUCAGCCGAGCAUCAAAGAUGGCCAUUCGGCUCAUGUUGGCUCAUCACCACUGCAUUGUCCUUACAACAAGGCCAUUGGUUAUGUGUGCUUUGCAUAUGCACAUCGAACGCACCGAUAUGCAGACUUCCCAGACAAUUUCUCUCGCCCCACCAGUAUCUUCGCUUCUCCAAUGCUGUGCAAAUUCCGCCCAAACUAUCCUCCAGACCCUUCAAAUCCUAGCUGACGAUGACCUGAUGGAUGCGUUUCUACCAUUUCAAAUCGAAGAUGCUUCUUCAUCUGCCUUCGUUCUCUACCUGAUCCGUGCCAUUGCCCCCUCACUUAUCCCAAACAGCACAUGGUGCGAUAACCUGGAAUGCGUGAUGGAUAAACUCAUUGCAAAGGGCAAUCUAGCGGCACCAUUACGACGACGAGAACUUCGCCAGUUGGAGCAAGUCCUAGCACCCUUGACUCCCAAACCUCAAAAUAGCCCACUGCCGCCCGUCCACUUCAAUCCUGGCACGGAAGAGCAAGAAGAGACGUAUACGAUGGAUCAGGUAGAUGUUGGCGAUGAGUUUGAGUGGGACUUGCUAGGCAUCAAUCCGUCUGUGAGCCUUCCGCCAGCAGAGCUUCUGGAUCUUGCGGAUCAACUGGAUAUGGAGAGCAUCAUGCGAUCGGUUGGAGCAUCAUUCGGCCGCACUCAUGGCCAUGUUACUUCAAAACCCUGGAUCCCAUCCAUUCGCAUGAACUCAUCUGCGACUGCGGCAGCAAAGAAAGAAUACAAAAUCAUCCAAGACGUCGGCAACUUCGACGAAGUCGAAUCCAACCGUCCAGGCUUCGACCACGAAGCCCCCAUCCAGGUCACAAAAUCACCGUAUCCAAAAUGGAAAUACGGCGACGGGGUCCCAGACAACGGCGCAAGCCUUGUCCAAAAGCACCAUGAAAUCGACCCCUACUCACCAACCAGACCAAUGAUCAACAACUACCGUCUGCUGGUGUCCGGGAUCGCGCCCCGACCCGUCGGCUUCAUCAGCACCGUGAACAGCAAAGGGCAAAAGAAUCUUUCGCCCUUCAGCUACUUCCAGGUUAUUGACCAUGACCCGCCGAUGUUUAUCGUGGGGUUCUCGUCCCGGCCUGGACGCGCUAAGGAUACGUAUACGAACCUGAAAGAGACGGGGGAGUGUGUGAUUAAUACGGUCUCGGAGAAUAUGAUCGAGGCGGUGAAUGCCAGCUCCAUUGAUGCGCCUUAUGGGGUUUCGGAGUGGGAUGUCACGGGCUUGCAUGAGGCGGCUUCUACGACUGUUAAGCCUGCUCGGGUUGCGGAGUCGGUGUUUUGUGUUGAGGGGAAGGUGGUUGAUAUUAAGGAGUUUGCUGAUCAUCAGAAACCGGGGAUGAGUAUUGCUGCUACGGUUUUGAUUAAAGCUACCAGGUUUUGGGUUAAGGAGGGAACGGCCGAUGUGGAUUAUAGCCAUAUUGAUUUGGAUAAGUUGCGGCCUGUUGCGCAGCUUGGUGGGGUUUCUUAUGGUCGGGUUUCUUCUACCUUUGAGAGGCCGCGUAGCAAGUGGGAUGGUGAGGUUCCCAAGAGCGAGUUGUUGACGCAGUUGGAUGCGAAUAAACCUGAUGUCUAG
Molecule: messenger RNA, 2865 nt
Organism: Penicillium verhagenii
Lineage: Eukaryota; Fungi; Ascomycota; Eurotiomycetes; Eurotiales; Aspergillaceae
Exons: 10
Coding region: 1-2865 (954 amino acids)
Biological process (GO): DNA-templated transcription
Molecular function (GO): DNA binding; zinc ion binding; FMN binding
Source: RefSeq, a predicted model, not a curated record